GAAGUCUGUUUCAGCCCUGGUAGAAGACAUGUCUGCUACCUCUCUGGCUAAGACAGAGUUGCAGCCUUGAACAGGAACUCCGGGUAAGCUAGGCUUGCUGCACGAGUAGUCAUGUGGGGCUUCCUGUCUUCUCCAGGGCAGCAGCAUCGUGCAGGGACUCCCAGCUAUCUCUGUGGACUUUGAGAUUCACAGUCAUCCCUCCAUGGCUCCUUACCACAUCCGCAAAUACCACAUCAGAGACCACAAGCAGGUGCUGACCCUGUUUGCCCAGGGGAUAGAGGAGCACAUCCCUGCUACAUUCCACCACCUGUUGAAGCUACCCCGAGCCCUCCUGCUCUUGGCUGGAGGGCCCCUCAUUCUCCUGCUGGUCUCUGGCUCCUGGCUCCUGGCCCUGAUGGCAAGCCUCACCUUCCUCAUGGUCCUUAGGUUUGCUGCUGCAUAUCCCUUCAAACUUUAUAUUGCCAUGAGUUUGCAGACAGACAUGGCCGACAUCAUGAAAACCUACCUGAGUGGCAGAGGCUCCUGCUUCUGGGUGGCUGAGUCUGAGGGGCAAGUGGUGGGCACAGUGGGAGCUCUGCCUGUGGAGGAUCCCACCUUGUGGGAGAAGCAGCUGCAACUUUUUCACCUGUCUGUGGGCAUGGAGCACCGGGGUCAGGGCAUAGCAAAGUCCCUAGUCAGGACGGUCAUCCAGUUUGCCCGGGACCAGGGCUACAGUGAGGUAGUCCUGGAGACCAGUAUAGUGCAGUCAGCUGCCCUGAACCUCUACCAGGCCAUGGGCUUCCAGUUUGUACGCCAUUCUUACUUCCACAUAAGUGCAAGGCUAAUAGAGUUGACUAGUGUUCAUUUAGUCUUCCCAAUGUCUUCAACUCAAGGAAGGAGGCUCUGACCUAUGUCCUGUGCGUGUGUCAGAAGAGGAUCCACUUGGCCUGGCCACCGCUAACCCUAACACUAUGGAGCUGUCAAUAAUAAAAGCUCUUGUGGGACCCAGUGUCAUAUCCUUCUGGGUAAAGUCCUUGCCUGCUUUCACCUGCAUCCCAUGUAGGUGAUAGUUCGUAUUCUGGCUGCUUGACUUGCCUUCCAGCUUCCUACUUGUGGCCUGGGAGAGCAGUGGAUGAUGGCCCAAAGCCUUGGAAGGUGCAGACCUCUGUGGGAAAUCAGAGGAUACUACUGCCUCUGACUUUGGAUUGGGAAUAAACCAGCAGACAGAAGAUGUUUGUCUGUAUCUCCUAUCUCUGUAUA
Ochotona princeps (American pika) is the source of this 1239-nucleotide messenger RNA. Its product is annotated as putative N-acetyltransferase 8B. The coding region runs from base 203 to 886 and encodes 227 amino acids. NCBI's taxonomy places the organism in Eukaryota, Metazoa, Chordata, Mammalia, Lagomorpha, Ochotonidae. The transcript has a single exon. The record is from RefSeq and is a predicted model, not a curated record. Gene Ontology annotation, molecular function: N-acetyltransferase activity.